Molecule: messenger RNA, 1863 nt
Organism: Culex quinquefasciatus (southern house mosquito)
Lineage: Eukaryota; Metazoa; Arthropoda; Insecta; Diptera; Culicidae
Product: clavesin-1
Exons: 4
Coding region: 625-1566 (313 amino acids)
Cellular component (GO): membrane
Molecular function (GO): phosphatidylinositol bisphosphate binding
Source: RefSeq, a predicted model, not a curated record
CCAAAAUCCAGCAAAACCAGAACAGACAACGGAAAACGAUUCACCAAGGCCAACCUGAUAGCGGCAGAAGUGCACAUCCCAGCUAGCCUACAAGAUCGCCAUCCAGAGUGUGCUAUGAUGACCAGAAUCCAAAGAAACGAAAGCAAAACAAGAAUUAGCACAGCCAAAGAAGGUGCGCGCGCUCAGCAUCAAGUCACCUCCACGAUCACCGCCUCAGUAGGCUUCAUUACAUCGCGGACCAGCGGCCAGCUUGGAUCGCUAUUUUUUGUUGCUACUACUCUACUCUGCGUUACUCUCGUCCAGGUGUGACUGCCUACCUAGUACAAUCACGAUCGCGCGCGACUUAAGUGAAUCAGUGUUCUACGCGUGAGGCGUAAGGCCAAGUUCAAGUUAAGCUGCUGCUGUUGGUGGACGCGGGCGAAAGGUUGAGCACAAUCAACAACUGGAUUUUCAAGUUCACACGCGAGCUGCAGUACAGUAUGUAAAGGUCGUGAACACCCAGGCCUCAGCUGGAAAAGGAAAGAAAACAAUAACAGUUUAAGUGUACGCGAAUCUUCCGUGACCGCGGACCAGUUGACAAAGUGCAGUGACUGGAGAAGAACGUUUCAAGAAGAGCCAGAAGAGAUGUCGAUCAAGCGUAACGAGCAGGAUGUUCCGUACAUCGAAUUGGGUGAAGAGUUCAAGAUCUACGUGCAAGCAGAUGAGUACACCGACCCGAAGCUGUUGGCCAAAGCCGCGGCAGAGAUCAACGAAACACCGGAAAGGGUCCAAGAAGCGCUGGCAGAACUUCGAGAACUCCUGAAACAGGAACCGGAUCUUCACAUCCCACAUGAAGACGACAAAUUUCUGCGGAAAUUUUUGCGUGCCUGCAAGUACGAUGUCCAGAAAACGUACCAGAUGAUUCAGUUUGCCUACCGGAUGAAGAUCAACGGAAAGGAGUACUACGAAAAUACCCCAAAUCCGUCCUCGAUCAGACACGUGUUCGACGAAGGAAUGAUCUGGUACAUGCCGGAAAGGGACGCCGACGGGGCGGCAGUGUGCGUCGUUGAGGUUGGAAAGAAGUGGAACACAUCAAAGGUAUCGAUAAUCGAGCUGAUCGCCGCCAUCCGGUUUUCGGUGGAGGCCGCCCUGCUCGAUCCGGAGACCCAGCUGCACGGCAUGAAGGUCAUCUUCGACACCGAGGGCCUCUCGAUGGCGCAGAUCGCCCAGAACACGCCAAAGCACGCCUGCAUGAUCCUGGACUGGGCCCAGAAGGCGUGCCCGUUCCGGUUGCGGGGCGUCCACGUGGUCAACAACUCGAUGCUGUUCAACAUUCUGUUUGCCAUUUUUAAGCCGUUUAUCUCGAAGGAGCUGCGCGAUGUGAUCUUCUUCCACAACAAAGACUGGAAAUCGCUGGCCAAUCAUGUCAACCCCAGCUGCUUACGGCCCAAGUACGGUGGAUCACUCGCGGCGCCAGAGUACGAAGGUCGUCUGCUGGGAGAUUUUCUGCAACUUUACGACAAAUAUUUCGACACUCUCGACGGUUACGGCUACGCAGAGGGCAGCCAAAAGCGCAAAUCCAAGUGAGCUGUGUGCUGUGAACAACCCCCCUCCCAGAGAUCACUAACUUCUUAGCGACGACCUGCUGCUGCUGACCUUAUACCGGCUUGAUGAUUUGUAGACCUGUGCGUGUGCGCCUACUUUGUCAAGCUUGAUCAACCGUACAAACGCCCCGAAUUGUGCUCUAUUCUUGCUUUGACGCAAGCGAAAAGUGUGGAAAUUUUGUUUAUUUAUUAAUAAUUUGCCAACCUGUGCAAAACGAUGACGUUGUUUAGAUGGGAAAAAAGAAUAAAGAAGCAACAAAAAAACUAGUUUCUGACUCAA